CUGGUCCUCCUCAGCAUCCCUCUGCAUAUCAACUGAUGAACCUCCAAUGGUUUGUAAGCUUCCAGGCGAGUGUCAGCGCUGUCUGCCCCCUCCUCCGCCUCCUCUGCCUCCUCCGCCCGCCUUGUAUUCACUAUCUCUGUGCCAUGUAGUUUAUUCAUCUCCCUCUUACAGCCAAUGCCUCGUCCAGGGGAGCUCUGCGUAGACACCUAGAGCAAGUCGGGGGGGGACCUUUCUAAGCGAUGACGAUGGAGAAGGAAUGCAGGGCGUCAAAGCAGUACGGAUCGCUGGAAUCCACGAUGUGGAAACCCACCGAGCUAGCUACAGGUGAUGAUGUCAUUUCGAUGGCCGACUCGACAACCACCGUGGACGAUAUUGAAGACGAGCUGUUCAAGAUUGAAAGGAUCCGAGAGAUCCUGGUGAGGAGAGAGUCGGAGCUCAGAUACAUGAUGGACGAUUUUCAUCUGUGUGAAGAGAUCACCAGGCUGAAGAAGGAUCUGCAGAAAUUUGUGGCCAUUCCGGAGAAGGAGAGGACGCAGGACGACCAUCACAAGGAAGAGGAGCUGCUCCAGCGCAUCAACAAAUUAGUGGAGACGCGGGAUUUCCUGGUAGACGACGUGGAAUUCGAGAGGUUGCGGGAGCGGGAGGAGGACAAGGACAUGGCGGACUUUCUGCAGAGCCGCCUUUCCAAGAGUUACCUGAAGAAAGCAGUCCACAGAAAGGAAACGGCGUCAACCGUCACCUCCCGAGCGCAACAAACCUCCAACCCCCACGUCACAAAGACGGGACUGACGCUCCUGAAAGAGUGCUGCGGCUUCACCUGCUCCAUCAUGUAACGGCUCGCCGCGCGCCCGCCCGCGCCGACGCUUCACAGAUCGGCCGACAGCAAAAGCCUUACUCCGAUUGGCUGCAACGGUAACGGUCACCUCGCUGCCGGCGGCCGAUGUAUUUGCCUUUAUUUUACGUGUUCAAAACUGUGUCACCCUCGGGGAUGUGUAUGGGGCUUGGCUUGUGUCCCCCUUCCCC
Messenger RNA from Nanorana parkeri, 1023 nucleotides. RefSeq lists its product as uncharacterized. The record is from RefSeq and is a predicted model, not a curated record. The transcript has 6 exons. The coding region runs from base 240 to 833 and encodes 197 amino acids. Lineage: Eukaryota; Metazoa; Chordata; Amphibia; Anura; Dicroglossidae.